Molecule: messenger RNA, 2814 nt
Organism: Tremella mesenterica DSM 1558
Lineage: Eukaryota; Fungi; Basidiomycota; Tremellomycetes; Tremellales; Tremellaceae
Exons: 6
Coding region: 1-2814 (937 amino acids)
Source: RefSeq, a predicted model, not a curated record
AUGAGAGAGCUGAGACAUGUUAGAGCUAUGGAGAAAGUACAGGAGAAGAUGGAAGAAGGGAGAUGGUCUUUGAGACAACCAAAAAAAUUGAAAGCGCCACAUGUACCAAAAGGUCAUUGGGAUUAUUUGCUUGAGGAGAUGGAAUGGAUGCAAACGGAUUUCGUCGAGGAAAGACGGUGGAAACGAGCCCACGCUUUUGAAUUUGCACUCCAGAUCGUAGAAUGGCAUUUGGCCUCACCGGAACAAAAAUCUUCUCUCAUGGUUGGAGGAAGAGGUUGGAAUGAGAGUUCACACAUUCCUAUCCCAGGCAAGGCCGCCCCAGCUUCCCCAUCCGGAGAAGACGACGUGGAGAUGCUGGUCGGAGGUGAAGGUGAUGUGACUGGUGCUCAGGUGCUGCAGGAGAUAGCCGAGAGAGAAGAGGAGAUUGCGAAUGACCACGACACUGGUGCUUUCGGUGAAGAGGAUGCCGUUGGUGACAUAGACGCAGAGGGUGAAGAGGAUGCUAUUGGCGAGGAAGACGCAGAAGGGGAGGUGGAUGCGGAAGGUGAAGUGGAUGCUGAAGGAGAAGUGGACGUUGAAGAUCUUGCUGUCGGCCCAGAAGAUAUACCUGAUCCUGACAAUGUCAAUGAAAUAGACCAGGCAGACGAGCCGCAACCUGUGCCCGAGACAAAUAUCACCAGUGUAGGGGGUAGUGGGCGGUUUCGAAGUGUGGAAGAACUUCUCGCUGCUCGCCGUCCUUUACUUGAACUCCCUCUUGCCAAUUCCAUUAUACCACUCAAUCCAUCCUCACCGCCUCGUGAGCGAGACGUGAACCCAGACACGUCGAUCAUCGUCGAACCCUCAAAUGACCCUCCUCUGCACCUCACCGACCUCUUCCCCGAGCUGAAUGUUUACACUGGUCCCAUCCCUCCUGAUGACAAGCCAAAAUACCGCCAUGAAGAAGGUGGUCUUUCAACAAACCGUUUAGCUCAUAUAUCUCGCAUCAUGGAUAUUCGUCCUGUUUUCACAUCGACUUUACAGCCUGCGCAAACACAUUCGGGAUCAACUUGGGAUCUCCACGAUGGGCCUUGGCAGACGGAUAUGAAGGUUGAUCUUCCUUCUGACGCCUUAUCUAUCACUUGGCGGUUCAUCGACGGAUUUUCUUCUUCUCCUCCUCGUCUUGGACCACUCCUCCAUACUGCCUCAACUCAACACGUGAGACCUAAGCUAGAUUGGACUGAGGAGGAAGAUGUGCUGCUGGAAAAAUUAGUCAAUACGUAUGCGUCAAAUUGGGCUUUGAUAGCGGACAGUUUCAACACUGAGCUCAUUCACGCGGCGACGGAGAAACGUACGGCUUUUGAUUGUUCGGAUCGUUGGUAUUGGACUUUCGGACCUGGGAAAGGAAGACCGAGGCCAAACGCUAUCACCAUUCCUGCAAGUGCCGGUACAAGUGGACCUAUGUCUGCUGUCCCGCAAUCGGCCGUAUCCUCCACUUCUGGGCCUCCUGGAUCUGCUCAGCCUGGACCGCCAUCCUCUGUAUCUAUCUCAGUUCCGACUUUACCCAUUUCCUCAAAUAACACAGUCGGUGCACCUGGUGAAGGUCCUCCUCCCCCGUUUACCAGUAAGAGAGAAGCCAAAGCUGCUCAGAAGAGCAAGUACGAAGGGAGUAAAAGAAGCGUGCGACAUCAAGUCAUUGCGGAUGUCGUGAGGAAGUCUAUGAAGAGGCGAGAUGUACAAAGACAAAAGAACGCUCCCAAAGAUCGUGAACAACAAAGAGUCAUCAACGUUCAUGAAUCUCACGCUACUGCUACGGCAGGUACCAUUUUGACUCCUUACGAAUUGGUAGAGAAGAAAUUUCAACGCGAUCAACAUCAUCUUCAUCAACGUCAAGAACUCGUCAGACAAGAACAACAAUUACGUGCUCAUCAACUUCGACAACAACAAGCACUUUUAUCCGCUCAGCAACAGAUAAGACCUCCUUCUGUCCCCCCUGGUCAAUCUGCUCAAACGGGUGUUCGACCUCCAACGAUAGCAGUGACGAAUGGUAUGGCUCCUAGUCAACAACAACUUCUUAAUGCAGUUGCAGCAGCGAACAAUGCUAGACAGAACGGUACGCCAAACGGUGGUUCGAGACCAGUACAAAGUCCCUCACAACAAGUUCAAGUGACACAACAACUUCAACUUAUACAAGCGCAACAAUUUGCAGCUCAACAAGCUCAAGUCCGAGCUGCUCAAAUUGCCCAGGCUCAGGCUCAAGGUCAAGUUCAAGGUCAGAAUCAAGUUCAAAUCCCAGGAAAUCAUCCUAGAAUCCCAUCUAAUGGUACCCCUUCAUCUCAACCUGCAACGUUAACAGCUUCACCAUAUUCCGGACCUCAAGGUGAUCUUCCCAAUGCGGUCGAUACUUCACCUGCUAUGCCUCCUUCCAAUGUCAUCAUCGCUUCACCUCAACAGGCUCAAGGUAUGGGAAGAGUACCUUCUUUACCGCCACAUAUGAGAGGACCUAGCGGUACAAGUGUGGGAAGUCCUCAGAUUGGAAUGAUGCAACCUCAAUCAGGUGGACAGGGAGGAUCGAACAAUCAGGGGAAUCAAGCUAUGAUGGCGCAGAUUUUACAUCAUUUGCAAGCGACGGGACAACAACCUACGCAAGAGACUAUCAAAGCUAUACAUCAACAGAUGUUCCGGAAUAAAGCUCAAGCUCAGGCUCAAGCGCAGGCAAUGGGUAAUCCCGGUACACCUCAAAUGGGGAUUCAAAAUCUUCAACCUUCACACUUUGCUCGAUCUCCCAGUGUUCAAAAUGGUCAGAUCAGGAGUCCUAAUCCUGGGACGGGGGGUUGA